This is a messenger RNA of Cinara cedri, 4616 nucleotides long. NCBI's taxonomy places the organism in Eukaryota, Metazoa, Arthropoda, Insecta, Hemiptera, Aphididae. The record is from the annotation of a GenBank genome assembly.
AUCCGCCAUUUUCUCCUUAUUUUCAUUAAGGUGCUGACGGUAAACGGCUAUCGAUUUUUGUGUUUGUACUAUUUUUAUUUUGCUGUUUACCGCUGUUUAUUGUCGUCCGCGUCAUCAUUAUGCGAUGAACGUGUAAGUGUUGUAUCUUCUUGCGCGCAAUUGUGGAUUUCAAAGUUCAUUGUACAUACAACGGACGAGCCGAUUCACAAUGAGUUACAGUAGACCACCGCCGAGAAUUGAAGGCAUGGUGUCGUUGAAAGUCGACAACCUCACCUACAGGACAACUCCGGAAGAUUUGAGAAGAGUGUUCGAACGAUGCGGUGAAGUUGGAGACAUUUAUAUUCCUCGAGAUCGUUUCACUCGAGAAAGCAGAGGAUUCGCUUUUGUUAGGUAUAAUAUGCUUCUUAACUCUGUUAAGUGCUGUUUCAUAUUAUUUCUGCUGCCGUUUGUAUUGUUUAUAGCGCUUUGCUAGGCAUAAUUAUUGACGCUUAUUUUAAUAUAAUUUGGAUGUGUUCAAAAAUGAUUAUAAAAUUAAAAUUGAGCUCGAUACAAAUUAAUAUUGUCCAUAAGGUAGAGCUUCCUCAUUAGUUGGGUCGAGGUUCCUUUUAGUGGCAAUAUGCAAUGAUCCAAAACUUUGAUCUUAUCUGAUUUGACACAUCAACGUAUUGAGUUUUUUUUGAGGUUUUACAACUAAAUUAAGCACAAUAUUUAUAUGUUGUGUUUAGGAUAUUUUAUUCAAUAUUGUUUCAGGUUUUACGAUAAACGUGAUGCAGAAGAUGCAUUAGAUGCAAUGGAUGGUCGCAUGUUGGAUGGUAGGGAAUUAAGAGUUCAAAUGGCUCGAUAUGGUCGUCCUACUUCGCCGUAUAGACGACGCCGUAGAAGGUAGAAAUUUACAAAUACAAAUAAGUAUUUUAAUAAUUUAAUUUUAAUAUGGCUUUUACAAUACGUACUUUAAAUGCAGCAAACUGGAAUAUCUAAAUAUUAUUUUGACUAUAUACUACUUAUGGAAUAACUAAACCAUGGUAGUACAUAUCAACUCACUAUCGUCGCUUUGUAUAAAAAGAAUGCAUCUAUAAACUAAUAGAAUUAUCAGUGUCGUCUCAUCUCCAAUAUUUUUUUUAUACCUAUGAUACUGUUAUCUAUUACAUGAUAUCAAAGUACUAAAAACAAUGUUAAUGUCAAGUAUUAGAACUUAUUCUCACAAUUUAUUGUAGUUUUCUAUGUUCUUGUUUGUUAUUAUCCUGUCACUAGAUGCUAUCUGUUACCGAUUUCAAGUGCAUUGAUUAAAAUAAUGUCAAACUUUUUCUGUUAGUUUUCUUUGAUCUAUUUUGUGCAUUUUUAAUUUGCGGAUCACGUCAAGUGUUAACCCUUCUGAAAAAUAUUAAUCCUGGGAUGGUAACAAACAAGUAUUGUUUUUAUUCCAAGCGACGAUAUGCCAUGUCUAGGUAAUUUGUAAAUAAAUAUUGCUGUAAUCAUUUUUUUAUUUUAUACAAUUUUGAGUUUCAUUGAUAAUAUCUUUAAAGAGCUAACUUGUUAUUUUUAAUUAUUUUUCAUUUUACCUUAAAAAUUAAAAUAACCAAGACAAAUUACUUUAUUUUGUUAAAAGAGCUUUGUAAAAACCCAUUGAUAGCAGCAACACUAUUUUCAGGUGUGGGGUGUAAUUGGGGAGUUCGGCUGAAUGCUGUGGCUGAGGCUGAGCUAAGGUGUAAUUAUCGUGCUGACCGCAGCAGAAGGCGAGGGCGUUGUUCCUGCCAAUAGCAGAUGCGUGCUGAGUGCUGACUAAUGCUGAUCAGCCGAGUGCCAGUUGCAGAUUUCAGUUUGCUGUCUUAAAAAAAAAAAAAAAAACUAAACAAAGCAUUCCUGAGUCAUCCUGGCAACUCUGUUUAGGGUUAGGAAACUGCAAUUUUUUUUUUCUUACAAAGCCCUCAUUUUCUUUAUUUCGAGCUUGAAGAUUAUAUUUUCUCCGUUUUCAUAUGAAAAUAAUGUCCCCCCAACAGGAUAGAAAUAGAUAUAAUGCAUUUUUUGAAAUCAUAAUCAUUGUCAUAUGUUAUCUAAUGUUAAUUUUUAAUAUUAUAUACCCAAUUAUACUUUUAUUUUAUCAAUUGAUUUAGGUCACGUUCACCUAGACGUCGUUCUUACUCCAGAUCUAGAUCUCGUGGACGGCGUUCACGUUCUUAUUCUAGAUCACGUUCUCGUUCACGAUCAGGAAGUAAGAGUUCAAGAGGACAUUCAAAGUCAGCCAGUCGUUCAAGAUCAUAAGGUAAUAUUAAUAAUUUAGGCUGUGUUCAUAUAGAAUGGAUGAUUUCACUUAAAAAGGAUAUUUUAAUUAACUUGUAAAACAUAGACUUUUGAUGAAUAAGAUAGUUCUCCAUUUUAUAAAAUAAACUCUUUUUCCAUAGAUAAUAUAAUAACAGUGGAUUGGCCAUCAGCUUUCUCUGAUUGUACCUGAUUGAUAUGCUACAGGGUUACCCAUUUAUUAAUUAUUAUAUAUUUUUACCAAACAACAAUAGUUUUUUUUCCAUAUGUUUUCAUUAAUUUGAAUUUUGAUUUUUUUUUUUUUUUAGGUGUGAUUUACAACAAUUUUAUUACGGAAAUCAACAUUUUUAGUUUAUUCUACUGAUAUCAACCGUAAAAUUUGUUUUAUACCAUGAUCAUAAUUUCUUAACAUUUUAUGCCAUUUAUAAACCUCAAAAUAAUUGUAAGUUGAAAUAAAAAUAUAUAAUAAUCAUUUUGUAGCCCAAAUUUUAGUUUUUUUUUUCUUGACGACUUUAUGUAUUUAAUUUACAUGGGUUAUAGUCUUACAACAAAUUAUAAUUCUUAUAUUUAUAUUUUAAGAGGGGUUUUUUUUAAGUACAGUGAAUAGCUUAUCUUAACCACUAUUUUCUAAUAUGCAAUUAUAUUUGUUGUAAGACUCAUUAAUCAAAUUGUAAUAAAACAUUUCAAUGUGGUUCAGAUAGGUUCUCUUUCUAAUUAAUUAUAUCUUCAUAAAAAUAAGUGCAGUUCUAUAGUAAUUUAAUGCAUUCACAUUUAUAAUUGGUCAUAUUUUGAAAAUAUUGAGUUGUAAUUAAUAAAGUGACUUAUAACAACUGAUAAUUAUUCUAUAUGACGGUAAUAAGUUUAAAAAUGUAUCAAGUGAUUAUAAAUAAUAUGAGCUCUUGUUUUAUUUUCGUGACUUAUUUAUAUUUUUUUUAUUGACGAAUAUAAUAUUUUAUUAUGUAUUAUAUGAUUAUACAACAUGUAAAAUAUUAAUAAAAAAAAAAGUAAUUUAAUUCUAUUGUUAUUAAUUUAAUAUUAUGCUUUUUAAUGUAUGUAUUGGAUUGAUGUAUAUCAAAGGUUCUCAGAGUGGGUCGCGAUCAUAUUUUUAAUGGGUCGCAUAUUUUUUAGAUUAUGAUUGGACCGAAGGAUGUUUUGAUUUUACAAUGAUGUUUAUUUUAUUUUUUUCUAUCUGAACAACUUUUACUGGACAUUUUACUCUGAUUUAUAAGAACUUUUUUUUGAAAGGAAAUUGGACUGUGUAGAUAAUUUAUAGAAAGGUCAUUUUUUGAUUUUCCCAAGUUUUCAUUUUCUCAAUAUAUUGAAAAAUCAGGAAAAUGUAUAAAAUGUAGAUAUUAGUUAAAAAUGUAACUUUUUUUUUCCUUGUAAUCAAAUUUAUUACCAGCAAAUUGGAUCUAUAUUAGCAAAUGAGACUAUGGGAUUGAACAAACUUCAUUAAUCAUCAUCCAGAAAUGAAUAAUAAACGAAAAAAAAUCAUUGAUAUUGUGGAUUGUCUAAAUUUAAAUUAUUUCCAAAAUGGGUGGGUUGUACUAUAACAAGAUUGGGAACCUCUGAUGUAUAUAGCUUGUAGAGGUUAUAUAAAGUAUUUUAUAUUUUAAUUUUUAUGUGAGAGACUAUAUAAUGUACAAAAUAUUUAUAUAAUUUAGUUUUAAUAAAUUUCAUUGUUAAAGGCUUAUCCUUUAACAUGACUAUAAAACAAGAUUAUUUAAAAACCACAUCAUUUUCACUGUUUUGAUAAUUCAAUUUCCCUGAUUGUUACAUAAAUAUAGCUCAAAAAAUAUUUUACAUUUUUUUCUUUCUAAUUUUCUCCAAAAAUAAGAACUAUUAUGUCAUACUAUAUGUAUAUCUUUAUGUCACUUACUGGCCUUCUGGAAUUAAUGUGUUCAAACUUUAGAAUUGCAAGUUAAGCAGAAGCUAUGCAAUUUUAGUUGAAUUACGGGAUUAGGGUCAGCUGUCUUAGCUUCAUACACACCAAUACAGACUCUUCAAAUGGUGAUAAAUUAUGUUUUGUAUAUGCGUAGUGUAAGUACCUUUUGGGGUUUCUAUUUUCAGUCACCUUCCUGAUGAUUUCUUUGCUCCAAUUUCAUGUUUUUACAGGAUAUACUGGGUUUUAACAGGCACAAAAAAUAAUUAAGGAGAUAGAAUGUAUGUAUAUAUAUAUAUAUAUGAAUAGUAAUGUUUGGCUUAAAUUUAUAGUUACUAUCAAACUAUUUGAUAGUUUAUAGCAUUAUAUUUAUUCUAUAGUUAAUAAUAUAGAUUUAUAUAUUCAGAUUUUCUAGCAGAAUAUAUAUUAAUUUAAAUGGUUGAUGAAAUUUAAUUUGACAAUCUUAGUGAUCCCUGAC